AUGAAGUUUGGACAUAAUCUACCCCGGAAUCAGGUCCCCGAAUGGGCGGCGUCCUACAUCAACUACAAGGGCCUCAAGAAGCUCAUCAAGAACGCUGCUGAAGCUUCGAAGGAUGGCUCAGCUCCCGAUCUUGCUGAGUUCUUCUUCUCGCUCGACCGCAACCUCGAAGACGUCGAUAGUUUCUACAACCGCAAAUACGCAGAAAACGCUCGACGAUUACGACUUUUACAUGGCCGUUACGGACGAGUCACACAGUUGCCUGAGGGUAUCGAUAAGGAUGAAGCGCAAGAUCUCAUGGGUGCGCUGCUUGAACUGCGUGGCUCAAUGCGAAAGCUUCAAUGGUAUGGAGAAGUGAACCGUCGAGGAUUUAUCAAAAUCACCAAGAAGCUGGACAAGAAGAUCGAGACCGUCUGCCUCCAAGAACGCUACCUAGCGUCCAAAGUCAACCCGAAGCCGUUCGCGCACAACUUGCCUUUAAACCAGGAUAUGAAGGCAGUCAACGAGUGGUUAUCGGGUCUUAGCGACAUCAAGACAUUCGACGAUACAGGCUCUACUCAUUCCGCUGCCUCCUUAGGCAGAGUUCCAGGUCGCUCGCUACACCUUCCUUCGGGCAUCCUGGACGCUGUGGACACGGCUAUCCGCGGUGACAAAGUCGACGAUCUCAAUGAGCAACUCCGAGAAGUAACCACAAGCAACGGCAUAUCUAGUUCCUCCGUUCAGCAAGUGCUUCUGAACUUCUUGCAACGUGCUAUUUCAUGUCGGGCAAAGUCCUGUAUCCAGAGACUACUAAAGGAUAUCAUCUCACUAGAAGAAGAAGACGACAUCAACAAGCGCAACUGCGUUCAUCGACUUGUCAUUAAUAUCGGUCGUUCGAAGACUGGCGAUACGUUUGGUGCUGAUGGAACCCUUCUUCAGAGCUCGAGCGAGACACGGAACUUCAUAGUGCCUGCCACUGACCCCAAUCGCCAACCUCGCCCUUGUACGACCACCGAAGAGGAGUCAACGCAACUACUCAGCGAAAACGACGAAUCGGUACAGUUACUCAUCUAUCUACUUGACCAGCUCCGUGCUGAGCAGCGCGGCGCGCUCCAAUCUCGUGACUCUUACGGCAGGUUUCCGCUCCAUUAUGCUGCGCAAUAUGGAUUUGUAGUCAUUUGCCAAGUAGUCAUGAAGCACAUGCAGGAAUGGGGUCAGUUCGACGUAGGUGAGGGGAUUGACUCUACUUACUGGCAGGAUGCUGAGGGUAACGCUCCUCUACAUCUUAGCGUGAUGGGCGGACAUCCCCUCACCACCAAAGCCCUCCUCGAUGCAGAAAACUGGCGUGGCACUAAGGAAGAACGGUUUGCAUCUCGAAAAGCCAUCGCGAGAUCAGGAGCAGCCUUGACUCUAGCGACUCGGUCGAACUUUGUAGAAAUCGUCAAGCUCUUGGUUGAAGCCGGUGUGGACGUCAACUACCAGGAUGAAGGCGGUGAGACCGCACUACAUAUGGCAGCACGCUACGGUUUUGACGAGUGCGCCAAAGUACUGUUGAGAGGCUCCAGCAUGAACAAGGCGGAGGUCGAUGUGGCCGAGAAGACAUUUGCUUGGACGCCAUUGUUCAUUGCUUGUGUCGAUGACCAUCUCUCCAUGGUCGAGAUCUUAGCCGCUGCCGGAGCUGAUUUGCAGAAAUGUGAUAACUCUGGCUGGACCGCAAAGGAGCAUGCCGCCCUUCGCGGUCACAUGGAAAUAGCGGCAAGAUUAGCAGAACUUACCCCCACCACAGAGUCACAUCUAGUCGCCCCUACGGAUACGCGGAUCGCUCGAGCAGGCUCGCCUGUUCAAUCGUCGCUUGAUGAGCGAAGAUCCAAGAACCUGAACCGAGACAACAACACUCCUGUUCAGAAGGCGCCUGAGCCUGUCAAAACCUUUGGUCAUCGUUAUCUGACGAAAGAGACGAUGGUUUUGGUCAGCCUCGGUUCUAUGGACAUCAGGAAAGACACACCCGCUGUAAAACUGGAUGACAUCCCUCUUGCCGAUGCGCAUGCGACGCAACUGGACACCGCUUUAUCUGUGGUUGUAAAUGCAUCUGGCGCUAAUGGAGAACCCACGGUGAUCGACUUGCCCAUUCAGGAGAACAUCGCGACUGAGCCUAUCACCUUCAUGACCAGCGAUGUUUCCAAGGUCAAGCUGCUGUUCGAUAUCAUACCAACCUACGCGGGCAAUCAAGAGCGUGUUGUGGGACGAGCAGUGGCACUGCUGUCAACGAUCAAGACCAGUAUUGGAUCUAAGCGUAUAUCACUCCAAGGAGACAUGAAGGUCCCGAUCGUGGCGGCCUCAACGUUGGACGUGAUCGGCACGGUCAACUUCAACUUUUUGAUCAUCACUCCUUUCCACCAUCCAGCUAUGUCUGUUACGGAGCAACAUACUUACUGGAAGAAAAUGGCUGCAACGACCAUGGUCAUUGGCCAUCGCGGUCUUGGAAAGAACACGGCUUCACGCACGUCACUCCAACUUGGCGAAAACACGAUACAGUCAUUCAUUUCCGCUGCCAACUUGGGGGCGGAGUACGUAGAGUUUGACGUUCAAUUGACAAAGGACCACGUGCCGGUCAUCUAUCACGACUUCCUGGUUAGCGAGACUGGUAUCGACGCACCUGUACACACACUCACACUGGAUCAAUUUCUUCACAUCGGCGAGGGUCAGAAGCCACGGUCUUCUCGCACUGGCUCACCAGAAACCGUGCCAGUCCCCAACGGUACGAAUGGCACAGAUGACCGUCCCAACACACGUCGACUACGAUCAUACUCAGUAGACAACUCGAAACAGCGCAACAUUCACACGGAUCGUCAGAACGAGCUGACCGAACGAAUGAAGUACACCCGCGAUUUCAAGAAGAAGGGCUUCAAGGGCAACAGCCGUGGCAAUUCUAUUCAAUCAUCCUUCACAACCCUAGAGCGCAUGUUUGAUGAGUUGCCAGAAUCGGUUGGAUUCAACGUCGAAAUGAAAUACCCGAUGCUUCAUGAAUCUGAAGAAGAGGAGAUGGACCAGUAUGCUGUAGAGCUGAACUCGUUUGUCGACACCGUGCUGGAGAAAGUAUACGACAAGAUGGGCAAGCGAAACAUCAUUUUCUCAUCUUUCAACCCCGACAUCUGCCUGAUGCUGUCAUUCAAGCAACCCUCGAUUCCUGUGCUGUUCCUUACAGACGCCGGAACCUCGCCCGUGGGAGAUGUGCGAGCGGCCAGUCUACAAGAAGCUAUUCGGUUCGCUAGCCGCUGGAACCUACUUGGCGUAGUCAGCGCUGCUACACCUCUGGUCAUGUGUCCGAGGCUGGUCAAGGUGGUGAAGGAAAGCGGUUUAGUAUGCGUUUCGUACGGCAUGCUAAACAACGAUCCAAAGAACGUUUUGCUCCAACGAAACGAAGGUAUCGAUGCCGUCAUCGUAGAUAGCGUCCUCAAAGUUCGCCAAGGACUCCAAGCCCCGAACCAAGAUUCUACCAACGGCGCUGUCAACGGCGCAUCGCUUGUCGUGCCGUCUGAAACAGUGCCAACGAUCAAAGAGGCGAGCGAAGGGCUGCAGAAUGGCGUUGAAGGCAAGAAAGUAGCGCAAGAAGUGGCGUGA
Alternaria atra is the source of this 3597-nucleotide messenger RNA. RefSeq lists its product as uncharacterized. The transcript has 3 exons. The coding region runs from base 1 to 3597 and encodes 1198 amino acids. The record is from RefSeq and is a predicted model, not a curated record. Gene Ontology annotation, molecular function: protein binding; glycerophosphocholine phosphodiesterase activity. NCBI's taxonomy places the organism in Eukaryota, Fungi, Ascomycota, Dothideomycetes, Pleosporales, Pleosporaceae. Gene Ontology annotation, biological process: glycerophospholipid catabolic process.